AUGACUACUUCUAUAUUUCCUGCUGAUUUCAAUUUUUUCCUUCAUAAUUCUUCUUUAUUUUCACGCAUUUUUUCGGAUAGUUCUUCUUUGGGAGCAUUGGAAAAGUUUUCGAGAUCGUUUCCGAAACCACAAUUGCAUAUUGAGAAAUUGACAACUUGUCCGGAUAAAAUCAGAAAUACAAAAGGUAGUGUUUCAGUUUUAAUUUGAUUUGAAAAAUCCUUUGUGGGAUUAUUUUUAAUUUCAGUUUUUGGAGAUUAAUUUUUACGAUUUGUGGAUUUUUGUUUUGGAAUUUGUUGAAGAACAUUUUAUUAAUCUAAAAAUUCCAGCUUUUUCAGAAUCUUGAUUUUUUUUUUGAAUUAUCAAAAUAGAAAUGAAGGUUCUAAAGUUUUCUGAAAUUCCAAAAUUUGAGUGAAGGUUUUUAUUUAGUUUUAAAAAACGAUUCACAUUUUUUAAUGAAAAUAGUUCCAUUUGCAAAGUAAAACAUCCCCAACUCAUUCAGCUUUUGAUCCAAAUCUCCUAAUCAAAAUUACUCUUACAGUAACCCCAGUGGUCCCAUCACGAAAUCGUUAUGGCCGCCCAUAUAUCUCCGGCCGGCCUUUAUUAACCUGUGAUCGGCAGAAAAUUGUGGAAUGUUUCAAGCGUGGAAUGAAGAAGAUUCAUAUUGCUAAAAAACUUGGUAUAACUCAUAGUUGUGUUAGCAAAGUUUUGAGAAGGUUGGUUGUUUUUUUUCAAGUAUUAAAACCUCUAUUUUGAAUAAUAUGUCGAAAUUUAUUUAAAAAAAUCUACAGUAUGCUUUCACGAAUUCAAUAAAUUGAAUGAUUUAUGUCUUGUCGAAAGCAUAAUCCUAUCUAUUUACAAAAUCACCGAAAAGAAUGAAGAAAAUGAAGGUUAACGAGGUUCUUGUUUUGACGCCAUCAAAAUGUAUAUAAAUAUAUUCAUAAACUCAAUAGGGGCUGGGUUACUGUAGAUUUUAGAGAAACUUCAAAAUUCAGAAUCUUUAAAUAUCGUAUCACUAUUUUAAAAGUUCAGAAAAAAGUUCGCAUUUCGAUUUUUUAUUGGGAAAACGCGUGUAUAGCUUUCCACGUGAUAAAAAUAUAGUGAUAAAUUGCAUUUCUUAAUUUUCAGAUACGCUGAAACUGGUGAAGUUGUAGCAAAAGCUUGUCGAACUGCUUCUUGUUCUUGUCCCGGAUCUUCUGAAGAACAUGAUGCCAGAUACUGUAAACAUUUACAAGAACAACAUAUUCGACUAGAAUUUUCGAUUGAAAAGUUAGUUUUGGAUAAAUUGAAAACGAUUUAACUAAUUAAUGAAUGCUAUUUUCAGUUUGCUUCUCGAUCAUAAGAAUAAAACUGUGACAUAUUUUUCGAAAAUUUCGACGAGUUGAAUUCAAUGAAACAAUGGCUUUAUGUGAAAAUAAACUGUGAUAUGUAUCAUAUUUAUUGUAAAAAAUGACAUUUUUUACUUCUCUCAUAUAAAAUUUUCUAAUAAUUUGCAAAAUCCACGAGGAUCCCCUCGAGUUACAGAAAAUCCAUCUGAAAACUACGGUUUUAUUCGAAAAAUCAGAAAAUGUGUAAACACCGCGACGCACAACUGCACACAUUGCUUUGAGAAUUUUUUUUUCAUUUUUUUGCUCCGUUCAUUUGAAACGUUUUUCUUUGCAGAAAACUGGAGUUUUCAACUUUAUGAAUACUAUUCAAAAUAUCCAACAACUUCGCGAGUUUUUAACUGUUUAUAACACCUUAACCGAGCGUUGCUUCUCUGCCUGUGCAAGAGAUUAUAACACUCCCCAAUUGACAAAAGACGAGCACAGCUGCGUUAGUCAAUGUGAGAUUUUGUAGGGUUUUAAAUUGUCAUAAAUUUUGUAUCCUCUUAGGUAUUGACAAGCAGAUGCUAGUGAACCGACGUUUUAUGCUAGUAUUUGCCGAACAAGCCCCAAAAGUUUUAUUCAAACAAGGAGAACCUUCAGCUAUCGAAACAAUCACAUCAACUUCAUCAGUUGCUGUUAAACCAUCAGAAGAACCAAUUGCUACUACUUCAAUUGAAACACCAGAAAUCAAGUAUGUUAUCAAUUUCAAAAAUCUUUUCACACAUUUAUAAGUUUCAGACAAUGA
Molecule: messenger RNA, 2109 nt
Organism: Caenorhabditis angaria
Lineage: Eukaryota; Metazoa; Nematoda; Chromadorea; Rhabditida; Rhabditidae
Source: the annotation of a GenBank genome assembly